GUGGCAUAUGUAAUACGUAAGUUGCUGCUUGCAGAAUCAUUUGUCAGAGGUUAUUGCUUCAGAUAAAAUUAUUGAAGAGCAGUAUUCAUUAAACUGUGGAGUAGUGUAGUACAAAAAUGAGAGUUUUUCUGUUUUGUGUGCUUGGUAUCCUCUUGAUAGCAGGAUUUUCACGUGCAGAUGAUGAUGCUGCAGAGUCAGCGACAGAAACUGUGGACGUUGACAUUGGAUCAAGUAGAGAAGGAUCUAGAACUGAUGAUGAAGUGGUGAAAAGGGAGGAAGAAGCCAUAAAACUUGAUGGACUGAAUGUGGCACAAAUAAAAGAGCUACGGGAUAAAGCAGAGAAGUUUGCAUUCCAGGCUGAAGUAAACCGGAUGAUGAAACUGAUUAUUAACUCUUUAUAUCGUAACAAAGAGAUCUACCUCAGGGAGCUUAUAUCAAAUGCUUCAGAUGCACUGGACAAGAUUCGUAUCCUGUCACUUACUGAUAAAUCAGUUCUGGAUGCCACAGAUGAAUUGUCUAUCAAAAUAAAGGCCGAUAAAGAUAAUCACAUACUGCAUAUCAUUGACACUGGAAUUGGAAUGACCAAAUCUGAUCUGGUGAAUAAUUUGGGAACGAUCGCAAAAUCCGGAACGGCAGAUUUCUUAAGUAAGGUGCAGGACGCGGCAACGUCGGCUCAAGAUAUGAACGACUUGAUCGGACAGUUUGGCGUUGGAUUUUACUCUUCGUUCUUAGUUGCCGAUCGCGUGGUUGUGACUACAAAGCACAAUGAUGACAAGCAAUAUAUAUGGGAAUCGGACUCGUCCGGCUUCAGUAUCGUCGAGGAUCCGCGCGGAGACACGCUGAAACGAGGCACCGAAAUCAGUCUUCAUCUGAAGGAAGAGGCGUAUGAUUUCGUGGAAACUGAUACGCUGAAGAAUCUUGUUAUGAAGUACUCCCAGUUCAUUAAUUUCCCCAUUUAUCUCUGGAACAGCAAGACCGUAAAGGUAGAAGAGCCUGUCGAAGAUGAUGAUGAAGCGGACACCAAGGAUGAAACAGAAUUGAGGGCUGAUGAAACAGAUGAAGAAGAUGAUGAUACCAAAGUUGAGGACGAUAAACAGGAAGAAAAAUCGAAGACCAAGACAGUAGAGAAAACUGUGUGGGACUGGGAGGUUCUGAAUGACAGCAAACCGAUAUGGACGAGGAAGCCAAGUGAAAUUAGUGAUGAUGAAUACAAUGAAUUCUACAAGUCGCUGACAAAGGAUCGUAAUGGUCCGUUAACUAAAGUUCAUUUUGUCGCUGAAGGAGAGGUGACUUUUAAAUCCGUGCUGUUUGUACCGCAGAACCAGCCAGGCGAGACUUUCAACAAAUAUGGCAGUAAAACUGACAACAUUAAGCUGUAUGUGCGACGUGUGUUCAUCACAGACGAGUUCAACGACAUGAUGCCCAACUAUCUCAGCUUUAUACAAGGAGUAGUGGAUUCUGACGAUCUUCCUCUGAAUGUUUCUCGUGAGACACUGCAACAGCACAAGCUCAUUAAGGUCAUCAAGAAGAAACUGGUACGCAAAGCCCUCGACAUGUUCAAAAAGAUGGAAAAGGCAGAUUAUGAAAAGUUCUGGAAGGAGUACUCGACUAAUAUCAAACUGGGAGUGAUCGAGGAUCCGUCAAAUAGAACGCGUCUGGCCAAACUCCUUAUGUUCCAGUCAUCAAAUCAGUCUGGCUUGACUGGUCUGUCAGAUUAUGUCUCGAGAAUGAAGGAUAAGCAGGAUUACAUUUACUACAUUGCUGGAUCAAACAGGAAAGAGGUUGAGAACUCUCCGUUUGUGGAGCGACUGCUAAAGAGAGGUUACGAGGUGUUGUAUUUGACGGAAGCAGUGGACGAAUACUGUAUCUCUGCUCUUCCCGAGUUUGACGGAAAGAAAUUCCAGAACGUUGCCAAGGAAGGUUUUACUCUUGCAGAUGGAGGCAAGGCUAAGGAGAAGUUUGAGAACUUAAAGAAACAAUAUGAACCACUCACCACGUGGCUCAAUGACGAAGCUCUCAAAGAUCAAAUUUCGAAGGCAACUUUGUCGGAAAGGCUGUCAGAUUCGCCCUGCGCUCUAAUAGCGGGCAUGUUCGGGUGGACUGGCAACAUGGAAAGACUAGCAAUUUCCAACGCUCACCAGAAAUCUGAUGACCCACAGAGAAGUUACUAUCUUAAUCAGAAGAAAACUCUCGAGAUUAAUCCAAGACAUCCUCUCAUUAAGGAACUUCUCAGACGGGUGGAGGACGAUACUAGCGAUCCCACUGCAAAGGAUAUAGCACUUAUGAUGUUUAGAACAGCCACUUUACGGUCAGGCUACAUGCUGAAGGAUACGGCAGAUUUUGCGGAGAGCGUGGAACACAUGAUGAAGAAAACUUUAGGCAUUUCCUUGGCAGAACAACCCGAGGAGGAGGAGCAGGAAGUAGAAGAAGAGGAGACUAAGCCAGAAGAUGAUGACGUCGAUGCAGAAAAAGACGAUGAUGAUGACGACGACGACGAUUUUGCGGCCCAUGAAGAACUGUAAGAUGUAGAGGGCAAUCAGUAAGUUCUGAAAUACUGUGUUGCGCUAAUAGAACAAUCAGAAGACUUGUGUUAUUGUGAUAUGGCCAUAUACACGUUACCUCUGAGUUCCAGCGGAACAGAAUGAACGUGAAGUGCAUUUUAUACAGGACAUUGACGUGAAUUAAAUGUCAGUUUGUCAAGGCGUACGUCUGGAAUCUGAAACUGAGAAUUGACAAUAUGGGGUCCGCUGCAUAUGUUUUUAUAGUCCGUGAACAAACUGCAGUACAGUACGUCUCACUUAAGUUGCGUCUGCUUCUUUUGUUGAGAAACGUUCCGUCUAGUUUCAUCUGUCUUAACUAUAAAUCGCCAAAACAUGAAGUGAAUUUGCAGUUUUUUGAAUUAAUGUUUGUGUAGAGUUGGGAGUUGAUUAUCACGAUUUAAUCUUUCGGAGAAUGCGCAGUUGCCAAAAUUGCUGCUGUUUUCAGUUGUUAAAUGUUUGAAAUUUCUCAUGCUAAUAAUAGUUGUUCACAAUUCAUAACAAAGCUGUUUUCAUUUGAUGUUACUCGGUCGUCGGCAGAAGCAGGAACAAGAAAGAGGUUACUUUGCAUUAGGCUUUUGUUUCUUCAUUUCUGUGAAGCCUGGGUCAAAGGUAAUCAGAGGUAAUAAAGUUGUAGUCAAUAUUUAUAGUAUAUUUCCAACACAUUUAACGUAAAUGAAAAUGAAACGAAAUACCGUACCUACAUAAUGACGUCACUGGAAGGACGUCAACACUUGUGUACUUUAUUUAUGAAUAAGACGAUGCUGAUUAAUUCCCUGCGUCUGUUCGUUGCCAAAUACGGACAAUGCAAGUUAGGAAAUUUUGUCUUCACGUGACAUUUAUUUUUUUCUGCAUGUGUACCUAUUUUUCGUCUCGGUCUGGGACAAGCAAAUUUGAACAAUUCUGUUGAUAAGUCUGAAUGAAGAAUGGCGUGUUUAACGGAGCAUAAGUUUGCUACAUUAACAAGUGCGAGUCUGACUCUUAAUUUGUGAGGGUUGUUCUGAAUGUCAUUAAAAUGUGAAUAAAUUUCUUUUUCCAAUUUAAAA
Messenger RNA from Zootermopsis nevadensis, 3583 nucleotides. RefSeq names its product heat shock protein 90 Gp93 (gene Gp93). The record is from RefSeq and is a predicted model, not a curated record. Gene Ontology annotation, molecular function: ATP-dependent protein folding chaperone; ATP hydrolysis activity; ATP binding. Gene Ontology annotation, biological process: protein folding. NCBI's taxonomy places the organism in Eukaryota, Metazoa, Arthropoda, Insecta, Blattodea, Termopsidae.